GAUGUAUAUGAGCGCAGGCGGCGGGAUCUCUCUCCCUUUUACCGCCAUCGGAGCGGAGUCUUUCUUCCCCGGGACAUCGACACUGCGCAGCGCCGCUUCACCAGUCCAGCCUCCGGCCACAAAGCCAAGCAUCACUCAAGACUCAGCUAAGAUGGCAGACAUCGACAACAAAGACCAGGCUGAGAUGGACCCGGCAGAUAUGGAGGACGUGGAGGAAGUGGAAGAGGAGGAGACGGGAGAAGAUGAAAACAGCAAAGCUCGUCAGCUGACCGUGCAGAUGAUGCAGAACCCACAGAUCCUGGCUGCGCUGCAGGAGAGGCUGGACGGUCUGAACGGCUCGCCGUCGGGCUACAUGGAGAGCUUACCAAAGGUUGUAAAGAGACGUGUGAACGCCCUCAAGAACCUGCAGGUCAAAUGUGCCCACAUUGAGGCCAAGUUCUACGAAGAAGUCCAUGAACUGGAGAGAAAGUACGCGGCCCUCUACCAGCCCCUCUUUGACAAACGAAGCGAAAUAGUGAAAGCAGCGUAUGAGCCCACAGACGAGGAGUGUGAAUGGAAGGCGGAUGAGGAGGAAGAGCUGACAGUAAGUAAGCAGGACGAGAUGAAGGAGAAGGCCAAGUUGGAGGAAGAGAAGAAGGACGAGGAGAAGGAGGACCCCAAAGGCAUCCCGGAGUUCUGGUUAACAGUCUUCAAAAACGUGGACCUGCUCAGUGACAUGCUGCAGGAACACGAUGAACCCAUCCUCAAACAUUUACAUGACAUUAAAGUGAAGUUCUCGGAUCCAGGACAGCCCAUGAGCUUCACGCUAGAGUUCCACUUCGAGGCCAACGACUUCUUCACGAACACGGUGUUGACGAAAACCUACAAGAUGAGGUCGGAGCCGGACGAGAGCGACCCCUUCUCCUUCGACGGGCCAGAGAUCAUGUGCUGCACGGGUUGCACGAUCGAGUGGACGAAGGGCAAGAACGUCACGUUGAAAACAAUCAAGAAGAAACAGAAGCACAAGGGCCGCGGAACAGUGAGGACGGUCACCAAAACGGUCCCCAACGACUCCUUCUUCAACUUCUUCACCCCGCCAGAGGUUCCAGAAAAUGGAGAGUUGGACGAGGACUCUGAGGCAGUCCUGGCUGCAGACUUUGAAAUCGGCCACUUCAUCCGUGAGCGUAUCGUACCUCGGGCCGUGCUUUACUUCACAGGAGAGGCCAUCGAGGAUGAUGACGACGACUACGAUGAAGAGGGAGAGGAGGCGGACGAUGAGGAGGGAGAGGAGGAGGCUGAUGAAGAGAACGACCCCGACUACGAUCCCAAGAAGGAUGCAGUCCCCCCAGCUGAGUGCAAGCAGCAGUGAAGCCUGGCCUGGCUGCCUUUGAGGAUCAACUGCACUGUAACUGGCUUCUCAAAUUAAAAGUAAAAAAAGAAAAACAGAUCUAAAAAAAUAGUUACUUACCGCCUUAUAAUGUUUUGUAUUUUUCUUGGUAGAGAAUUUGAAGAAAAAAAAAAAGUUUCAAGAUUUUUGUUACAAAAACUCAUGGUAUAAUACUGGGAGCUUCGUGGCUCAAUAUACAUAGUAUUUUACUAGACCUGUUUUUUUUCCUUCUCUUCCUCCUUCUCUGUACAAUAGAUAGAAUACAAGAAAAAAAAAUAUCUCCCUCAAAAAGCAUGAACUUGUUUCUUCACUGCUAAAACUAGUUUGGGUUCUCGUGAAGUCUUUUGUUGUAUUUGCUCUUAGACAACAGCUGUGGUUUAGACUGCAUCGGGGCAACAUCGAUUUAUCAAACACCCCCUCCCUAUUCCCCUACUCUUCCUCCUACCAAAGUUCCAGGUUGGUCAGUUCUGGUUGUGCCAGGUGAUUUUUUUUUUUUUUUUUUUUUAAUUCUUAGCGGGGGCUGAAGCACUGUAGCAUUUCCAGCUCUAGUGACAGAGGAUAGGUGGGUGACCUGCAGCCCGGGUGUCUAUUCCACUUUAUCUAAUCUCCCUGAGCAUGGGAUCCGGAGCUGGUUGUUUUUGGGCUACUUCCUGCGCCCCUUGUGCUCUACUACUUUCCACUCUCCAUACAUUCCAGUAAGCAGACUGGCCGGCACCGGCGGUGAACCUCUCUCAAAAAACUGAAUAGACUUAUCUAAAAUUGAGCCAAAAAUGAAGUUUUUCCUGACCUCUUCGUCCCAUCGUAGGUCGCUCCCAGGGCUUGGCGCAACCUGGUCGAGUCUCUUAAACAUUCCAGAGAAUUCUGGGCCACCCCAGGCCCCCAAUAACCCAGUGCUUCAGGCUCCUCGUAGGCUCACAGUGGUGUGGCUGUCGUCGCUUUCUAUAGCACUUUGUACUAGUGUGUGGUGUACCGGUGGCGUCCCAUCAUUGGUUAGCUGUCUGAGUACUCCUUGUAAGCAGCACUUUGUUUGACACCCGCUCCCCCAGCCCCUGCCUAAACAGGCGCUGGAGAGGAGGUGGCGGUACUGUAGCCCAGCUCUGUGGAGAGUUCAACUCGUGCCAUCUUGUUUUUAAGUGCUUUGCCUCUCUCACCGGGGCAAGCACACUUGGCCUGUUCAGAGAGGCUCAGUAGGAACGGGGGUAGAUGUAGCACAGCGAAGGGGAAAAGGGAAGUCCAGUCCAGGUUUUCAAGUGUCUGUGUACAUGCCAGGUUCCCCAACCCCCUUUUCCCCAUGCAUCAGUUUAUCACAUUUACCUCACCAAUUCGUGACCGGUCAGGUGACUACCGCAGACCUUAGUGCAGCCCCUGAGGUCCUGGUUCAUUUUUAAUCACUGUGAAAGAAGGGGAGGGGGGGGGAUGCGUGAUAAGGCCAUCCUAUUGGCCAAUGACCCACGGCCCUCCCCCUACUCCCAAACUCCUCGCUUUGUUACCCAGAAGGCCACAGGGAAGCGCGUCAGAGCAAUACUAAAUAGCCAGGGAGGGGGACCUAAAGAAACCGUAGCCUGCCUCCCCCCACCCCCCCCAUUCCAUUUUCAAUGCCUAUUUGAGCUUGUGUUGGGCAGCAUCGUGUCCACUGUGGAGAGCCAGGGUACCUCUCAUUCUGCAGGGAGUAUUCAGAUCAUGUUCAUUGGAGAAGGAUGUGAGGGGGUUUCUGUAGGGUCCUUCUGAACGGCUGUUGUCAAGGCAAAAUGCUAUGCUACAAAAAUACUAAUGUACUCAAUAACUGUACGUGUAUGUUCAUGAAUAAAUUGGUUAAACAUG
This is a messenger RNA of Anoplopoma fimbria (sablefish), 3187 nucleotides long. It is a transcript of the gene nap1l1, whose product is annotated as nucleosome assembly protein 1-like 1. The record is from RefSeq and is a predicted model, not a curated record. Gene Ontology annotation, molecular function: chromatin binding; histone binding. The transcript has 15 exons. Gene Ontology annotation, biological process: nucleosome assembly. Lineage: Eukaryota; Metazoa; Chordata; Actinopteri; Perciformes; Anoplopomatidae. Gene Ontology annotation, cellular component: nucleus; chromatin. The coding region runs from base 2 to 1348 and encodes 448 amino acids.